CCGCGCCAGCCGGCCGGGGCCCGCCCCGACGCCCGGGCCCCGUCAUGCUGGUCACCGUGUACUGCGUGCGGAGGGACCUGUCCGAGGCCACCUUCUCCCUCCAGGUCAGCCCGGACCUGCGGCUGCACGACUUCCGCGGGCUCUGCGCGCUCGAGUGCGGCGUGCCCGCCGACGAGAUCCAGCUCCUGUUCCUGGAGCGGCUGCUGGCCGACGACGGCCGCUCCCUGGGCGCCUACGGCCUGCGAGACGGCGACGUGGCGCUGCUGCUGCAGAAGGACGGCGCGGGGCCUCGGCCGCCCGCACGGGGCGCCGGCCUGCGGCGCCCCGACGGCCCGGCCUCCGGGGGGCAGGGGCCCGCGCGAGGCCGGCGCAGCCCGGCCCCGACGCGCAGCACGCUGCUGGCCACGGCCCCCGCCCCGGCGCUGCCCCAGGGGCGCAAGCAGCCCCCGGCCGAGGCCCCGCUCGGCGGCGGCCUCGAGACCCUCCCGCAGGCCCUCCCGCGGCAGCAGACGGACAGGGCGCUGCGCGCGCGGGAGCGGCUGCGUCUCGUGGCCGCCGACCCCUUCGAUCUGGAGGCCCAGGCCAGAAUAGAGGAAGAAAUCCGGCGGCAGAACAUUGAGGAGAACAUGAGCAUCGCGAUGGAAGAGGCUCCGGAGAGCUUCGGGCAGGUGACCAUGCUCUACAUCAACUGCAAGGUGAACGGACACCCUCUGAAGGCCUUCGUGGACUCCGGGGCCCAGAUGACCAUUGUGAGCCAAGCUUGUGCCGGGAGAUGUAACAUCAUACGGCUGCUGGACCGCCGCUGGGCUGGCAUCGCCAAAGGGGUGGGCACGCAGAGGAUUAUUGGCCGGGUCCAUCUGGCCCAGAUGCAGAUCGAAGGCGACUUCCUCCAGUGCUCCUUCUCUGUCCUGGAGGAGCAGCCCAUGGACAUGCUUCUAGGGCUGGACAUGCUCAGGAGGCACCAGUGCUGCAUCGACCUGAAGAAAAACGUGCUGGUGAUCGGCACCACGGGCACGCAGACGCGCUUUCUGCCGGAGGGGGAGUUACCCCCGUGUGCCAAGCUGGUGUGCGGUGCCGGGCAAGAAGGCUCUCCAGACAAGGAAGCAGCGGAUACCAUUAAGCAUUCGGGCAGGGACUCAGGACGGACAAAGCGCUGAAAUGGGUUAUGAGUACGCCACCACCUUGGGGAAGCCUCAGGUCCGGGGAGAUCCUAAGACAUGAGCUCACUGGCGAUGUAAUCAUUAAAAACAUCAGUGACAACCAAA
Mirounga angustirostris (Northern elephant seal) is the source of this 1265-nucleotide messenger RNA. RefSeq names its product DNA damage inducible 1 homolog 1 (gene DDI1). The transcript has a single exon. Gene Ontology annotation, molecular function: protein binding; aspartic-type endopeptidase activity. Gene Ontology annotation, biological process: proteolysis. The record is from RefSeq and is a predicted model, not a curated record. Lineage: Eukaryota; Metazoa; Chordata; Mammalia; Carnivora; Phocidae. Bases 45 to 1157 code for a protein of 370 amino acids.